Messenger RNA from Zea mays, 626 nucleotides. RefSeq lists its product as uncharacterized. Lineage: Eukaryota; Viridiplantae; Streptophyta; Magnoliopsida; Poales; Poaceae. Bases 15 to 626 code for a protein of 203 amino acids. The record is from RefSeq and is a predicted model, not a curated record. The transcript has 3 exons.
UAUUUUCCUGACCUAUGAUGACGACUCAAGGAGGUUUGCAGCCGACAAGCAAUGAAGCUAAUAUGUGCACCAACGACAAUGGUAGCCAACUUGGUACACGGAUUGUGGACGAGAUUAUGGCCGGGAAGAACGUCUUCUUUGAUCUUCCUGACAAGUUGACUGGUGAGAUAUGGACCUUGAAAUUCCAUUGCAUUGGAGCACAGCCUGGAAAAGAAAUUGUCACAGUAAAUAUUGAUAAAGCUUAUGUUGCCUUUUACAACGUGGUGUACAUAAAAUCGAAACUUGGAUAUUCUGGGAGGGACUUCUUGUUUUACAAGAAACGAUGUGGCAUUGAUCGAUCCAGGCUAUUGGCACUUGAUUACAUCCACCAAGAAGAGGCCAUGCUGUCUGAUAACAUGGAUGAGAGAAAAAUAAGUUUUGUGCUCACAAAAGAUCCACCCAGUGAUCUAGAGGUAAGCAUAACUCCCAUCAAGCGUCCAAGGCAGCGAACAAAUGUUGAUGAAGAAACUAUAGAAGUGUCGAUUGAUGCAUAUAAGGAGUGGCUUGCAAUACUACAACAUGAUAAUCCAGAAAUGGAUUUAAUGGAUGACUUCAGGGAGGAUACGAUCAAAACAUAUAAAGAAUAG